Molecule: messenger RNA, 1958 nt
Organism: Phasianus colchicus (ring-necked pheasant)
Lineage: Eukaryota; Metazoa; Chordata; Aves; Galliformes; Phasianidae
Source: RefSeq, a predicted model, not a curated record
AGAAGGAGCACCAUAACUACGUUAUGGCCCUGUUAAAUAUAUUUAUACCAUCAAAUUUCAUCUUGCGCCAUGAAGAAAUGAAGGAAAGCAUGAGGGAAGCAGGGGGGUUGGAGCUGAAGAUCUCUACAGGCCCCUCUCAACCCGUACAAUUCUGUGAUUCUGCGAAAUUAACUCAGGGAAAAUCCUGGAAGGAAUUUGUGCCUCAUGCAGUGCUGCAUGCGAUGGAAGACAGAGAAAAGCUAGUCCAGGUCCUGGACUCAAAGCAGGGCCAGCUGGAGCAGCUUGCAGUGAGGGCACCCAGAAUGGCCUCCAUGCAGCUGCACGGUUGCCGGGUGGCGGUGCGGUGACAUCGUGACGGCAUUGUGAUGCAACAGUGGGUGAGCGUGACAUAAAGCUGCAGGCUGGGACUCUGGCUGGGGUGGCCUCAGUUCGCUGCUGCUGGAGCGAGAGGUGGCAGCGGAAGGUCGCAGUUCUCAGAGAGUUCCUGCAAGGAGCCAUGGAGCGCUGUGGCACUGCUGGAUUCCGAAAUCCGGAUGCCCUUCUGAGCAUCGUGGGGAAGAGCGGAAAGCUCCGACCCGGAGGACAGGAAGUUGGAGCAGGAGGUAGCGGGCUGCUGGACCUCCCACUCGGGGUCAAAAUCCCUGUGCAGCCUGGCACCAAGCCUGUCUUCUGCAGGACAAAGCUGGGGGAAAAGCUUCACCAGCCUUCUCCUCAUUUUGAUCUGGGAGAUCCGUACAGUCGCCAUCUGAGCACAGAAUACAACAGCCUGCAUGACCCAUAUCUGCAGAACUACCACAACCGCAAAGACAACCUGCAGAACCUGAAGAACAGGGGCCUUGUCACCAAGGCUGGCAAAGUUGUCUGCACUCUGAAAGAGUUCAAUGAGUACAGGCAGUACCUGACCAGGCUGAAGCUGGAGCAGGAGAAAAUAAAGAGGCAAGAAGAGGAAAAUCUUGGUCAGGAGAUGCCCGGUUCGAAGAAAUCUGCCUGCAGAAUGCCAACGGACAUGCAGAAAUCUUGCCUGCGCUCAGCCACUACUGCGGACGUGGUUGCGGAGGAGAAAGCCAGUCCACUGCAGCCUCCCAGAACAGCUGGCCCUCCUCCUAGAAAUACUCGUCCGUCUGGUCAAAAUAGAAGGCUGAAAGUGGCUUUGGUUCAGGAAGACCUUCAGAGAGAUUCAAAGAGCACAGGGCGUGCAACGAAGCUGCCUGUCAGGUUGCCUAAACUUGAGACAAGCAGCAAAGCUGGCGAGCUCCCUGCAAAGAUCCGUUCUGAAACUGCCUCAAGAAGGAAGCCACGAUUCCACGGAGAUCGUGAGUUCAGAGCUGUGUCUGAACAGCACAGGGAAGACCAGAGUCUUCAAGAGGCAGUUAAGACUCAGGCGACAGAAGCCUUGGAUGGCGUGAAGGCAGAGUUGGGUGCUGAAUGUUCUGAAACCAUCGAGCUUCCCAACAGCCGUCUCUCUCAGAGGCAGCCGCAGCCAUCCCAGGUGCCUCUGUCAUGGCAGAGCAGGACGGCAGGACCAGGCUCAUCAGAAGAGCAGAGCCUGGCAACAAGCCGGAGAGAAAAGCUGCCCCUGAUCCAACCAGUGCCAAGCACUGUUGACAUCUCUUGUCUGAUUCGCCGCAUUGUACAGGAGAGCAUUGAAAAUGCUGUCUCCAGAGUGAAGGAGGAGGAGCAAGAAGAAUCGCUCCGUAGGCGUGCCAAAUCCAUUGUCACCAGUGCAGUUUUAAGAGCAAAGAAUCGUUUAGAGGAUGAGCUGCACCAAAGGCCUUAAGCCUAUGGAACUACUGGACCACCUAAACCCCUCCACCCAUCCUGCUCAUGCCUCGGUCACCGUGUCAUCUACUCGUAACAACAGUCUCGUACGCAUGUCCAAACAAGGGGGGAAGUUCCUUUCAACCUACCGCAACAUAAAUAAAUAAACCAACAUUCCAAAAAAAAAAAAAAAAUUGUCA